This is a messenger RNA of Scylla paramamosain (green mud crab), 2814 nucleotides long. RefSeq names its product optineurin-like. Gene Ontology annotation, cellular component: cytoplasm; nucleus. The record is from RefSeq and is a predicted model, not a curated record. Gene Ontology annotation, biological process: regulation of canonical NF-kappaB signal transduction. Gene Ontology annotation, molecular function: K63-linked polyubiquitin modification-dependent protein binding. NCBI's taxonomy places the organism in Eukaryota, Metazoa, Arthropoda, Malacostraca, Decapoda, Portunidae. Bases 130 to 1956 code for a protein of 608 amino acids. The transcript is spliced from 15 exons.
UUAGUCUUCUCUGCCGUGCCUUGGUCAUCAUUUCGAUCCAGCCCUGUCUUCAAGUGGAAGGAUAAGCACCAGCAAUUAAUUGGUGCAGCAGACCUCAGCUUGAUCAUCCUAUGCUGUUUAUGGCUUCCAAUGGCACAAUAUUCUGUACAAGGAGUGAUGGUGCGACAAGACGAUCCCAAGAUGGGUCUGGGUGGGAUGUGCGGGGUGACUGCACCCGGCACAGAGUCCCUCCCACACAUGCUGCAGCCACCUGUGGGUGGUUCAGCCAAUGGGGUUGCAGUGGAGAUGCAGGAGUCCCUGUCCUCCCUGAUGGCUGGUGAAGAGUCUGUCAACCAAGAGGAGCUUCUUUCCAGGUUCCGUACCAUCAUCAAUGAAAACUUGCUAUUAAAAGAAACCAUUGCACAAAAUAAUCUGGCAAUGAGACAACAGCUUGGGUUGUUUGUGAAAUGGAGGCAUCAGAAUGAACAGCAGCACCAGGAACAGCGUCACCAUGUUACUGAGCUAUCACAGCAAGUUGCCUCUGUGCAGCAGGAGAAUGCCACACUAAGAGCUCAACUUGCAUGCACACAGUUACCAGAGGAAGCACAACCACGUUUCAAGGAGUUGGACAACACAAUAAUUUUGCUAAACAGACGACUAGAAGUGGCUGAAAGAAACCUGCGGCAAGCACAGGAAGACAAGGAGAAGCUGAUGGCUCAGCGCUCACGACUGGAGGGAGACAUUACCCUUCUGAAAUGUGAUAUAACCACAUCCCGAAGUGAACAGGAACGCUUACAGUUAGAAAGGUUUGAGUUGCUAAGCACAGCAAAUGAAUUGAGACAGCAGCUUCGUCAGAGCAGGGAGGGAGCAUCUGCCAUAGCCAGAGUUGCAGAGUCCAGUCCCAUUAUCGCAGAAAAUGCAGGUCUCCUCAGUGCAGCAGAUAUUCAAAAGUUGCGAGAUCAGCUACGUAAGGAACAGGACAUUUCAGCAACUCUGCUUCAGGAGGUGCAUGAUACACGUAAUCAGGUAGAGGGGCUGGAGAGGGAUGCUCAGCGGGCCCAGGAGGCGGCAAACACCCAGCGUGAACUCUGCCGCAAAUUGCAGUCCCAGAUCAGUGCUGCAGCAGCUGUUCCUGACACACAGAGCAAGGAUUCUGUUGAUGCCAUGGAAAAGAAGCGUCUUAAGGAUGAGGCUGCCAUGCUCCGAGAAGAAGUGGAUACGUUGGAGAUAGCACUUGAGGCUGAAAGGAAAAAGAAUAGUGAGGAGAGGUCAUCUGUUGUCAGGGCACAUAGUGAAGUGAACCGCCUCAAGAAGGAAAUCCAGGACCUCAAGGAACGAACAGAGAGAGACAAACAUAAUGACCAGUAUUAUGAAGUAAAGAUAAAGUCUAUAAGUGAAAAGCAUGAUGAGGCCACUGCUAAACUAAUGUCCUAUGAAGAAUUAUUAGCUACCAAGAAUGAUGAGAUUUCCCGGAUGAAGAAGGAGCUGGGUCAGGCCAAGGCAACUCUGGCUGAACGCACAAGUGAGAGUGAAACCAUUGCCAUCCUCAGAGCUCAGGUGGAGGUGUACCAAGGUGACUUCCGGGCUGAGAGGGAAGCACGGGAAGCCUUGGCUACUGACAGAGAGAAACUUCGUGAUGAGCUUCGGCAGCUGCAGACAAGAAAUACUCAACUUGUGGAUGAGCUGGAAACUUAUCAACGGAGGAAUUUUAAUCAAGGGCCAGGGCAUGGAUCCAGGGGUGCCUCUGAGGAGCGUUCAGGACUCUCAGCUGUGGCUGCGGCUGCAUCAGCUGCACAACCUCUCUCAGCUGACUCAUUAUGGGAGAAGCUGUCCAUCUCUUCAGAUAAAAAGGAAGAAGAGAAGAAGGAGGAGCAGCAGCUAGAUGAAAACUUGUUCUACUGUCCAAAGUGCAAUAAGUCCUUCACUCAGUACCGUCCACUGGAGGAGCAUGUAAACCGCUGCCUUGAUGAGGACUAGCAAGGCAGAAGGCCAAUGGAUGACCUGGGCAAGUGAGAGAUUCAGUAGUGCAGCUAAUGUGUUCUAUUCAGUACAUUGCAGAAUACAGAAAAUACUCAGACAGUAUGAUGAUUUAAACACAACUACAUCAGGAUUACUUAAGGCAUUUAAUUGAGUGGCCCUGAACUCAGUAGCCUCUCAGCAGGGCAAGGUAUUCUUCCCCAUCCAGAGCAGUUUCAGGCCAUCUUUGAUUUCCUCUGUUAUGUUCCUUAUUGCAUUGUAUCAGUUCUGCUUGUUGCUUUAAUCCAUGGAUGCAUUACAGUGCGAUGUUCAGCUUUUGUCAUGGUAAGCUUUCCAGGUAAGAACCAUAUCACUGAAAAUGGUUUUGUCAUAACUUGAGUGACACUUGAUUAAUUAAAUAUAUACAGUAAAAAUAAGACUGGUGUAGUUUUCUGUAUUAGAGUCAGAAUACCUGUGAAAGAAUGUUAUGUUUGUGAUCUGUUAGAGGCUUGGUGCUUCUAUUAAGUGGCCACAUCCUCCAUGUUGUUGACCUUAUUUAUAUAGUACGCACAUUAUUUAUGCAGAAUUUCUAGUCUCAAAGAUUUUUGAUGGAGUGUUUAUUAUUGAAUUUGAUAUUUAAUAUAUAUGUAUUUCUUUAUGUUGUAAUUAAUUGCAGUUUCUUUGGAAACUUAAGUUUUAACCAGAAGAGAUAUUAUUUGCACUUUCCCGUAGAAUGACUAACAAGCAUCUUAUCAAUUCAUGCAUUUCCUUAGAUACACUAACUCACCUCCACGAAGUCUAAGUUUUCAGUGAAACGCUCACAUCCUAAUAGUUGUAAAUUACAAGUGAAUAAACAUUAUGGUGACAAUGUUGUAAAAA